Messenger RNA from Thlaspi arvense, 2703 nucleotides. NCBI's taxonomy places the organism in Eukaryota, Viridiplantae, Streptophyta, Magnoliopsida, Brassicales, Brassicaceae. The record is from the annotation of a GenBank genome assembly.
AUGUCUACUUUAUAUUUGAUAAAGAAGAGGGAAGUGGUGGCCAUCAUUGGACCAGGGAAUUCAAUGCAAGCUCCAUUUCUAAUCAACCUCGGAAACCAAUCUCAAGUUCCAAUCGUUUCGUUCGCUGCAACAAGCCCUCUUCUUGAUUCCCUCCGUAGUCCAUAUUUCAUCAGAGCCACACACGACGAUUCAGCUCAAAUUCACGCCAUUAGUGCGAUCAUAGAGUCAUUUAGUUGGAGAGAAGUUGUGCCAAUUUAUGUAGACGAUGAGUUUGGAGAAGGUAUUCUUCCUUACUUAGUCGAUGCUUUUCAAGAGAUUAACGUCCGUAUCCGAUACCGAAGCCCUAUACCGUUUCAUUCCUCUGAUGAUCAAAUCAAGAAAGAGCUUUACAGACUAAUGACCAUGCCCACUAGGGUUUUUAUCGUGCACAUGUUGCCUGAUCUCGGGUCGAGGCUCUUUUCCAUGGCAAAGGAGAUUGGUAUGAUGAGUAAAGGAUAUGUAUGGAUUGUUACAAAUGGUCUAGCUGAUCUCAUGAGUCUAAUAGGGGAAUCAAGCUUGGAAGAUAUGAAUGGUGUCUUGGGUGUCAAGACAUAUUUCUCUAGGUCAAAAGAGCUAUCGUAUCUUGAAGCUCGUUGGCGAAAAAGAUUCGGAGGCGAGGAGCUAAACAACUUUGGAUAUUGGGCUUAUGAUGCUGCCACAGCACUCGCAAUGUCCAUCGAGGAAAUCAGUAACGUAAACAUGAGUUUCAAUGAGACCAAAAACACUCCAAGAGAUGAUAUUGGGACAGAUCUUGAUGAUCUCGGUGUCGCUCUCUCUGGUCCCAAGCUUCUUCAAGCGUUAUCAAAGGUCAGUUUCAAAGGUGUUGCCGGGAGAUUUCAGCUAAAAAACGGAAAGCUAGAGGCGACGACUUUCAAGAUAAUCAAUGUAGAGGAAAGCGGGGAAAGAACGGUUGGAUUCUGGAAAUCAAAAGUUGGAUUGGUGAAGAGGUUAGGAGUGGAUCAAAUAGGCACUAACAUCUCACACAGCUCGCGUCGACUUAGACCAAUCAUAUGGCCUGGGGACACAACGUUUGUGCCUAAAGGUUGGGAGCUCCCAACAAACGGAAAGAAGCUGCGAAUAGCAGUUCCAAAGAAGGAUGGUUUCAACCAGUUUGUGAAGGUAACAAAGGAUGCAAACACUAAUGCUCCAACGGUCACCGGUUUUUGCAUAGAAGUUUUCGACACGGUGAUGAGACAAAUGCCAUAUGCUGUCCCUUACGAGUACGUCCCCUUUGAAACUCCUGAGGGAAAAUCAGAUGGAAAAUACGACGAAAUGGUUCGCAGAGUGUGUCUUGGGGAGUAUGAUGGAGCUGUAGGGGAUACGACAAUCUUAGCAAUUCGGUCUGCUUAUGUUGAUUUCGCGUUGCCAUACUCGGAGACAGGUAUUGUAUUCGUGGUGCCGGUCAAGGAUGAGAGAGAGAAAGGAGAAUGGGUCUUCCUCAAGCCUUUAACAAAGGAGCUUUGGUUGCUCACUGCUGCUGCUUUUCUCUACGUUGGAAUAAUGGUUUGGAUCUUUGAGUACCAUGCAGAAGAUGGGGAAUUUAGGGCACAGAGAAUACCUAAUAAAAUAUCUAAUGUGUUAUACUUCUCAUUUUCAACCCUGUUUUUCGCACACAAGGAACCAUCAAAGAGCGUUUUCACAAGGGCUCUAGUUGUGGUUUGGUGCUUUGUGGUGCUAAUACUGACUCAGAGUUACACAGCGACACUCACAUCGAUGCUGACGGUUCAAGAGCUUAUACCAACGGUGAGACACAUGGAUGAUCUGAAGAAGAGUGGAGUGAACAUUGGAUACCAAUCUGGUUCGUUUACAUUCGAAAGACUGAAACUAUUGGGUUUCGAUGAAUCGAGGUUAAAGACUUAUAAUUCUCCUCGUGAAAUGCGCGAGCUUUUUCUCAACAAGAGCAGCAAUGGUGGUAUUGGUGCUGUGUUCGAUGAAGUCCCUUACGUCAAGCUUUUCAUGGCUGAAUACUGCUCAGAGUAUUCCAUUAUCGAGCCUACCUUUAAGGCCGAUGGCUUUGGCUUUGCUUUUCCACUGGGAUCUCCUUUGGUGUCAGAUAUUUCAAGACAGAUCUUGAACUUAACAGAGGGAGAGACUAUGAGAGCUAUUGAGAAGAAGUUGUUGGUUGGAGAAAAGAAUUGUCUGGACACGACCACAUCGGAUUCUCCAAUCCAGCUCGAUCACCAUAGCUUUCGAGCACUGUUUCUAAUCGUCAUAGUUGUAUCUAUGCUUCUACUCUUGAUCAUGUUGGUUCGUAGAAGAAUAGACCAAGAGAGACCAGGCAACGAAGGUCCAGCUGGUCCGCCAGGCAAUGGGCCUGAUGGCCAAGCCAACGCAGGAGAUGGUCAAAACCGUGAUGUGGCUUUGGCUGGUGAGGAAGUCAAUGAAAGAGUUAAUGUUGGAGCUGGAGAUGAAGCAGAUGGUGGUGAUCAGCACCAUAUUGUGGAGGUCAAUGGGGAAGGUGAUGUUGGAGAUGGAGAUGAAGCAGAUCAUAUUGAGGAAGUCAAUGAAGAAGGUAAUGUUAGAGAUGGAGAUGAAGCAAAUCAUAUUGUGGAAGUCCAUGAAGAAGGUAAUGUUGGAAGUGGAGAUGAGGCAGAUCAUGCUGUGGAGGUCAAUGAAGAAGGUAACGUUAGCAAAUUAAAAGCCUCAUGUGCAGUUAAGUCCUAA